Messenger RNA from Pantherophis guttatus, 3066 nucleotides. RefSeq lists its product as uncharacterized. The record is from RefSeq and is a predicted model, not a curated record. Lineage: Eukaryota; Metazoa; Chordata; Lepidosauria; Squamata; Colubridae.
UUUUUAAAGUUUUUGUCCUGUCUACCCAAGUCGAGCCACAAACUAUGCUCUGGGCCAGAGAGCUUCCUUUGCUUCUCUGCGUGGGGCUUGUGAACGGGUUUUAUCCCAACCGUGAAUCGGAGGGCAUUGCAUCAACUGAUUUCACCGAUGCCGACAUCCCAGGAAAGAAGAUGAGGCAGGCUGUCAUGGAGAAAAACCUUUUGCCUGGAAAACAUCUCAAGAAAGGUGGAGCGCUUAAAGAGGAGAAUGCAACAGAACCAUUUCAAACCUGUUUUGAAGGCAAAUGUGGACAUGGCGGGAAAAAUGUUGCCACCAAAGACCCGUCCUCUCCUGGGAGCAGCCAUAAAGAGGCAACUGACCCCCUGCUCUCCUCUCAUUCCUAUUUGCACAAGGAAGCUGCAGAAAUGGCCACUGAAGCCACAAAGAAAUUUUUUGUACGAGAUGAAGCUGUUAAGAGGAAUGCUAGAGCUGCUCGGAGAGCUUAUGAUAAUGUCUAUGAAGAAUUAGCAUCCUUUUCUGGUGGCUACUACCUGAACACGAAGAAAAGCCAACUUUCUAAGGCCCUUGGAGUACUGGAGCUGUCCAUGAAUGCCGCUCCUGUUAAAAUAGCCCAUAAUCGUGUGGAUGGAUCUCAGUUCUCCUUCCCCGUGGAUGAAACUCUCACCGAAAUAUCAGUCUCAGUCAAGACUUUAAGGCAUGAGAGAUUCAACUUUAAUAUCUGGCAACCUUCAGGUGACCCAUUCAGAAAACCUCAUAUGAUGAUUGACACAAGGAAUCAAAAGGUCGUGAAGGUAUCUCCUCUCCCUCAGGCAGGCCGGUGGACUGUAUCUAUGACUCCAAGGGGCUCUUAUGAGGUGGAGAUUAGAGGCAAGAGUUUGCUUGACUUUACUUACCGGAUAAUGCAGAAGCAGAACGACUACAUGCUUCCAAUUCAAGGACAGCCUAUGAAAGGAUCAAACUAUACCAUCUCCAUAAAGAUGCUGGGAGCAGCCAGAGGUACCCAGAUGCAGCGUCUGGUCAUUUCUGAUGGACUAGGAGGUCCUAUUCACUCCAUCGUUUUAAACCAAACAUCUGAUGCCCUUGGCAAUAUCUUGGCCUUUGCUCCGAUUCAUCUGGAUUCAUUGUCUCCGAUGCUAAAAGUAGAAGGCCUGUCUCCCGGCAACCUGCCCUUCUCACGUCUGAACAUCAAUCCUAUCCAUGUGGCGUCAAUAAGGAUUCUACCCUUGGCAGACCAAGAAAGUACGUUGUUGCCUGGUGGGAACCUAGAGUUCUCUGUACAGGUGGUGAAUGAUGGAUCAGCUGCAACGUUCACCUUUAAUGUCCGAGAUGACCUGGGCUUCAUACAGAGCUUUAGACCUGUACAAGGUUUCCUGAGGACAGGAGAGAGCACCGUUCUCACGGCAACAUUUGUGGCCCCUGCCAAGAGCUCCAACUUUGCCUCAAGUCUUGCAACAUUUACAGCGAAAACCAGUUCAUCGCAAAACUACAUGACUCUGCUCAUCUCUGUCAUUCCCAAAACAGCCUUGGAAACUGAAGAAAACCCACCAGUCUAUCACCUUCUCCAAUUCUAUAUGCCUUGUGGAGCUGACAGCCAGCAAAGACCCGACUGCUCUCAACACACCUGGAACAUGACAUUUUCUGCUGAGGGUGCUGAGGCUGCUGUUAAUGUCCAGAUCAGCCCAGAUCCCAGCGCUUUAUCUUGUCACUCAGAAAAGGAGGGUAGCAAUAAGAAGCUUAUCUGUGAUUUCAAGUCCAGCUGCUGUUCUCCUUUAGCAGAAGUCCUGAUCAGUGAUGAGAAUGGCAACGUGAACAAUUUCACCGUAGAUCACAACACACAGCCUCCCACACCAGCCUUCAUCAGCAACUAGAUGUCCAGAAGGCUGAAUCCGUCGUGAGCACCAUCGGUAUUCUGAGAUCCUCCGAUUUUCUUCAGCACUAUCAUCCAGCACUACAUCAAUAAUCGCUUCACCUUGUCUAUCCAUCUGGUUUUCUUGGUAGAUAACUGGAGCGGUUGAUCAUUCCUCCUCCCGUGCCGUAUGAGAUUAUACUUUUGUCGUUGUCGCUCAGAUGAUCAUCUGCCUCCGGCAUCUUCUUAAAUCGGUGCUCCUGACCUGGAGGUGCCUGCUUACUUUAACUGGACAGCUGGAAUGACCUUCACACCUUAAGUGACCUUGAAGGGAAUAUAUAUACUCUUGUCAUCUACCCCCAAGGUUCUUUGCUCAUCCCUCCCUUCUGCACUCUGCCAGAAUGGAGCAAGAUUUGAGGAUGUCAGGAAAUGGCAUGUCUUCUCAAGCAGAAAUGUCUCUGUCCCUUUCUUUCUGUGUCCCCUGGCAGACCUGCCAAAUCAUGAGUAGAUCCUGAAAUAUGGUUGGUUGGUUUUGUUUUUAGGUUCUUGAUACUAUUAAUUCUAAGAAGAUAGUACCAAGGACCUAAAUGGGAAUACAUACUCUGACCACGUAAGCUACUUCUAUCCCCCACAGAGCCCUGAUAAAACAAAUGUCAGCAUAGGCAUGUUGGUACUGACAGAUCUGAUAGUAGUAUAAAUCGAUCUGCACCAGAGGUGGGUUUCAGCAGGUUCUGACCAGUUCUGGAGAACCGGUAGCGGAAAUUUUGAGUAGUUCAGAGAACCGGUAGUAAAAAAUUCUGACUGGCUCCACCCCCAUCUAUUCUCUGCCUCCCAAGUCCCAUCUGAUCGGGAGGAAAUGGAGAUUUUACAGUAUCCUUCCCCUGGAGUGGGGUGGGAAUGGAGAUUUUACAGUAUCCUUCCCCUGCCAUGCCCACCAAGCCAUGCCCACCAAGCCACGCCCACAGAACCGAUAUUUAAAAAAUUUGAAACCCAUCAUUGAUCUGCACCGAUCGAUUGGCUAGAAAGAUCAGAGUUUUGAUACCAAGCAUCAAGAUGCCUUGCGUGCGAAUGUUUAAUGGGUGGAACUCAAGCAAUUGUGGAGGAACCUAGGCUGUUUCAGAAGGGACAGUCCAACCUGUUCCUCCAAAAUCUGACACCAACUUUUUUUUUAGGUUCUAAAAGUGUGCAGAAAUAUUAUUAAAUACGUGGGUAAUAUUUAA